This is a messenger RNA of Cetraspora pellucida, 432 nucleotides long. NCBI's taxonomy places the organism in Eukaryota, Fungi, Glomeromycota, Glomeromycetes, Diversisporales, Gigasporaceae. The record is from the annotation of a GenBank genome assembly.
AUGGAGAAACCUGAAUUGGCAGUUUGUGGCAGCAAGAAUAGGUUAGUAAAAAUUCUGUUAACUAAAGCACAGGCUUUGAGUAGAAAAGCAGUAUCAGAUAGUUGGAAUAAGCAGCUAGACAAAGCAUGGGAUGUGUAUAGAGAUUUUUAUGAAGUCAUGAAUUUGAAAGCACUUCCAUCUGAAGUAGAUACAUUAGUAUCUUUCAUUGUUUGGUUAGACUUAACCCAGUCAAUUUCAGUUUGUAUAGAUGUUCUAGCAGCAGUUUCAAGAGCGCAUCUUGAGGUUCAGCUUACAGAUCCCUCUAAGGAAUAUAAAGUUAAGAGAGUUUAUAGGACACUGUUAAAGGAUUAUAGAAAGGCUAAAGAUCCAAACUGGCCACGUGAUCCUUUAACAGUAACUGCUUUAAAAAAUUUUGUUGACAAGAAACCAUAG